Molecule: messenger RNA, 2514 nt
Organism: Fusarium sp. VM40
Lineage: Eukaryota; Fungi; Ascomycota; Sordariomycetes; Hypocreales; Nectriaceae
Source: the annotation of a GenBank genome assembly
AUGUCGGUCUCACCGUCCAGCUCUUCGCCGCGCAAGGCAUUACAUGAGCGUAGCAACUCUCAAAAUAACCGUCUCGCAAUUCGAGUAGUUCCUUACAGCCCCCCUCGCGUUGCUUCGGAUGGUACCAUCACGUCCAAGACUGUUACACAUGCUGGUGCGAGUACCGAGACCGAUGGAGAGCUCGAUCAGACACGUUCCUCGACGGCGCAUUCCUCAAGUUCUUACUCUGAAACACCAACACCAUCCCUGCAGAGAACCCGGACUCGAACUAAUACAGUGCAUUCUCCAUCACCAUUGAAGCGUCCUUCUCGAUAUCCGUCCUCAGAGUUCGAACAUGGAUCUUCCCCCUGGGCGCCGCAUUAUGAUACCGAUGCUGAUGAUCAUACUUCUUAUGCUUCACGCCCACCUUCCCGUGGGCCCUCAGCAUCACCAAGGCCUGCCUCUCGUAAGAAGGUUAUCCAUGUUAACGCCGAUAAAACCUUUUCCAUACAGCCUCAACAUGCUUCGAUGUCGUCAAGAGUCGAAUCUCUCUGGUCUCUACCUCCAUCAUUCACCACUGGCAACACUUCUUAUGGUCGAGGAUCAAUGGGCACAAUCGGUGAUGAUCGCCACAGCCGUCCAACAUCACCUUUGACUCCUCUUACGGAACGAGACCCCAGUUCUCCAGUUGUUUCGUCUCGCCUUCAAGCUCCGUCUACCCCUGAUAACUCAUCACCAUGGAACUACCGCUUGUUUGGAGGUCUGCGUAAAGUGCCUAAAACUCCCGAUGUGAAGCAAAAGCAGCCCCAGACACAAGACUACCCACCUGAGCUGCCUCUACCUACCCUGCCUGAGGUUGAUCUUCCCAAUCCUGAGACCGGUUCGUCCUCUCAGUGGCUCAAUCAAAAAUCGUAUCAAUCCUCGUUGUCAUCACAAACCAGAUCAACUUUAUCUGAGAGAACCAACAUCAAAACCUACGGGCACAGCUCUCCUGCUAACAUUGCAGACCUAACUAGCCUGCCGCCUUCGUCAAUUCGUUCCAACGUCGAACUGAUCGGUUACCCUUCCUCAGCAGAGGCCUCUCUGUAUGCCAGUACUCGUCCGCAAACCGAAGACAGCAACGCCAACUUCGUAACCCACGGCGGCCACUCAGCUUCCUCCUCUAUCGUUGCUGUCAGACAACGUGUGGCCCCGGAAUUUUCUCAAGAAAGCUUGGUUGUUCCUCCUCUGCGUCCACGAAAGAGGAGCUCUUCGGAAAGCUUUGCUCUUGCUGCGCGUCGAUCCCGUGAAACCCUCCGAUCACGAUCCGCUUCGAUAACCUCAUUGUCGACCAUCUUCACUCAAGAGGCUACGCGCGCCUUAUUCGUCGGACCACCAACAAUUCUGCAACAGGUGGGUCCAUCCUGGCAGGACCUGCAGAACCGGUCGCAAUCUCGUGGUCACCAAUGGAGUGGCCAGCUGUCGACAGUGAUGUCAGAAAGUGAGGGGGGUAGCGAGCCUGCCUCCCGGGCUCUGUCACUUUCUUCUGCUCCUGGCCGACGUGGCAGUGGCGUAGGAAGCAGAGACAGCAGACAUGUCCUAAGCAUGACUUCUUCACUUUUCGGCCUCGAAGAGCACGUCGAAAGCCCUUCCCAUUCAAGAAGUAAUUCGAUGGAAUCCCCCGCUGCAACGUACGCUCGAAACACACCACGCGAUCCAGUAACUGGUACUAUUCGUUUGGUCCGCGAUCAUGAUGAAGACGGCGAUGGUCUCGCUGAUUUAGGUCUUCACCAUCGUUCAUCGCGAACCCGGAUGGGAAGAUUUUUGUCAAGUUAUGCCUCGGAUCGUAGUCUUAGAUCAUCUGCCAGCUUCAAUGCUGCUGUCCCUGCCUGGGCUAGGGUUUACUAUGGCAGUGGCGAGCGCAAAUGGCUGGCUGCCCAACCUUCUAUGGACUCCAUGUACUCUGACUACAGUGACGGCCAGCCACUAGAGGCACAACUCAGUCGGUCGCCUAGCCAGGAUGCAAACGUUACGAACAUACGCGUCCCUAGACGACGACCCCGCGACCAUUUCCCCCGACAACCUUCAAAUGCAGGCUCUAUGGAUAUCAGCUCAACACCAGCUCAUCCUGUCAUGGCAGUUGUACGCAACAUCAAGAAGCAAACCUCCAGCAUCUGGUCACCUCAUCUGGCUCGAGACCGGCGACCUGUUGAGCAUAGUAUUUGGGAGCCUCCGGCAGCCGAGUGGGAAGCACAGAGCGAAUUGACAGGGCGACGCAACGCUCAGGUUACUAUGUUUGUUGUGGGAUUCAUUUUCCCAUUAGCUUGGAUGUUUGCCGCAUUCAUUCCCAUCAAGCCGGCUACUCCAUCCAACGAUAUUGAGCGGAACGAUAGCUCGACCAAGCUGGACAAACAAAACAGCCAAGAUGAUGCUGUUUUCACAAGUGCUAUCUGGUGGAGGAAGGUCAACCGAGGCAUGUCCAUCAUUGGCUUGCUCAUCCUUGGUGCCGUCAUCGCACUCAUUGUGAUUGGCGUCCAACAACGCUGGGGACAUUGA